AUGUACUCUUCUUUCCGCCGUCCCAUAUCGUCCGUCGUAUCCUCCAGAAAAGCCGUUACAUAUGGCUUGAACGCAUCCCGCAAUGUCACAGGAACGACAAGGCCCGUUCGUCGCCAGUUUGGCACGUUCUUCACAUCUUCUAAUGGCGCUGUUCGUCUCCGGCAACGAUACGCAUCGCCUUCUCCUGCUGCUUUACGCCAUCUCCAUGUUCGUGCCAUCUCGUACUCGUCUAUCCCGCGCUUCGUGGCUCGAGCUUUUCGUGUCCCCAUUGCUGGCGCAACUAUAGGUGCAGGUGGUCUUGGUUAUGCAAACUACAAGUUUGAAGAACUACGUAACAAAUCAACGGCAUGGAUAUCCUCUGCUCAGGACGUAGCUACAGAUUUUUUAGACACAGCCUCCGACGGCUUCAAAACAGUCACCGCCCGGGUUUCUGAAGUCAAACUUCCAAACGUCGAGACACCUCAGUUCCUCAAGGAUCUCUUGGCUUCUCUUGAAGGAAACCGCAAAGGCAACCAAGAGAGCGGCUCGUCGGAGGAUGAGCCUGGCAAUUCGCGGAAUCGAUCUCCAGGCGAGGAAAAUGCAGCCAUAGCAGCACUGCUUGCUGCUACGAUGUCAUCGCCGUCAGACUCGAAGGCUUCUGAAGAUUCUGAUAACUCGAGUCUUGACCCAAGGCAGAAUGGGCUAAUGCACCUGACUCGAAAAUUGAUCGAAAUCAGGAGUAUGUUACUGAGUAUCGACCAGAGUGACUCACUCAAACUUCCAAGCAUCGUCGUUAUUGGCAGCCAAAGUUCUGGGAAAAGUUCUGUCCUCGAAGCUAUUGUCGGGCAUGAGUUCCUUCCAAAAGGUAACAAUAUGGUGACUAGAAGGCCCAUUGAGCUCACUCUAGUCCACACCCCUGCCAAAAAUGAUGGCAAAACGCCUGACGAAUAUGGGGAGUUCCCAGCGCUUGGACUUGGAAAGAUCACCAACUUUUCAAACAUCCAACAGACACUCACCGACCUUAAUCUUGCCGUCCCACCUACGGAAGCCGUUUCAAACGAUCCCAUUGAUCUCAGAAUCUAUAGUCCCAACGUCCCAGAUCUAACCCUCAUCGAUUUGCCCGGAUACGUGCAAAUAUCUUCCCUGGACCAACCCGAAACGUUGAAAGAGAAAAUCGCUGGACUGUGCGAUAGGUACAUUCGCGAGCCCAACAUCAUUCUCGCCGUCUGUGCCGCAGACGUCGAUUUGGCCAAUUCACCUGCAUUGCGAGCGAGCCGCAAAGUGGAUCCAUUAGGUCUUCGCACUAUCGGUGUCAUCACCAAAAUGGAUCUGGUUCCACCAGAACAGGGUGCCGGUAUUCUCGCUGGAAAUCGGUACCCCCUGCAUUUGGGUUACGUAGGUGUGGUGGCAAAGUCCUCAGGGAAGAAAGCCAGAAAUGAAUCAACUGGUGCCGUCGCACGGCGCAGUGAGAACGACUACUUUGGUGCGCACAGGGAACAGUUUGGUGGCACAUCUUCUCUGAUGGUAGGAACCGACACGCUGCGUCGCCGACUGAUGGAAGUGUUGGAAUCAUCCAUGGCGUCAUCGCUCCAUGGGAUCACCAAUGCAGUUCAACUCGAGCUGGAAGAGGCAACGUAUCAGUUCAAAGUGCAAUACAAUGAUCGGCGUGUCACCGCCGAGUCCUACGUUGCAGAAGCUGUUGAUACAUUAAAGGCGCGGUUCAAGGACUUCACGGUCCAGUUCCGCAAGCCGCAGGUUCGUGCCAAGCUCAAGGCGAUGCUGGAUGACAAAGUGAUGGAUGUCCUCGAGCAACUUUACUGGCUGGAUAAACGUGCCCCUGAACUGGGCACGCUAGCGGCGGACCCGAAGUUAAAGCCCGAGGAAGUUGAGCCGUAUUGGAGGCACAAACUCGAAGCCGCGUCGUCUCUGCUCACCAAGUCUGGCGUGGGACGCGACUCGACGUUGCUCGUGGCAGACGGCUUACGGGCACUCAUCGACUCUAUCGCAGCGGGAGAGCCGUUUACAUUCCACCCACGCGCGGCGGAACGGCUCAUACAAUUUUCCCACAUGAUACUGCGCGAUAGGAUCGGUGUGACGUCUGACCAGGUAGAGAAUUGCAUCAAGCCUUUCAAGUAUGAGGUUGAUGUGGAUGAACGGGAGUGGGAAAUUGGGAGAGGACGCGCGGUUGAGCUGUUUGAAAAUGAGAUGGCGAUGUGCGAGGGUAAACUGAGGGAUAUACGGAAGAAAGUGGGUGGUAGCCGGAGGCUGAGUGGCCUGAUGGGGUAUGUCAAGGAUCUAGAGGAUAAAGCGAGAGAAAAGAAGAACAAACGUCUGGCAGGUGGAGAGGAAGACCAAAUUGAGGAAGACCCAGAGUCAUACCGGUAUCCUCCAGCACAAAUACUUGACGCUCGUCAUGCGAUGUUGUACAGCGACAGGCUCUCCAUACUCAAGCUACGCCUCGCUGCGUUGAAGUCUAAACGAUGCCGUGCUGGGCCAGAGAGCGACGUGUUGUGCCCUGAGGCCUUCCUCAAUGUUGUGGCAGAUAAACUGGCAUACACUUCAGCCAUGUUUAUAAAUAUAGAGUUAUUGGAUCAUUUCUUCUACCAGUUCCCUCGAGAGAUAGAUUCUCGAUUGUUGUAUGAUUUAGAUCGCAGUGAGAUCAUUGAAUUUGCCAGGGAAAACCCCGUGAUCAAGAAGCACCUGGACCUUCAGGAAAGGAAGGACAAGUUGGAAGAGGUAAUGAAGCAGCUCAACAGCCUUUCGACCCUAAGGGCCGAUUCACAACCUUCUCCACGUCGACAACGCGGUCUGUUUGGUGGUAUGUUUUAA
Molecule: messenger RNA, 2808 nt
Organism: Serpula lacrymans var. lacrymans S7.9
Lineage: Eukaryota; Fungi; Basidiomycota; Agaricomycetes; Boletales; Serpulaceae
Exons: 6
Coding region: 1-2808 (935 amino acids)
Cellular component (GO): microtubule; membrane; cytoplasm
Molecular function (GO): microtubule binding; GTP binding; GTPase activity
Source: RefSeq, a predicted model, not a curated record